UGCACUUCAAAGGAUUAAUUCUGUCACUGGGGUUGUUGUUUACAAAUUCGUGCACGUUCCUUGAAAAGAAUGACAGUGGAAUUGAAGAAAUUUCUCUAUGGACUGUUAACUAAUGUGGAAGGUUUGCAUAGUAUAUUAAUUACUGACAGGGAUGGAGUACCUGUUAUAUCUGUAGCUAAUGAAAAGGCGCCAGAGUUAGCUACAAGAGCCAGUUUUUUAUCUACUUUUGGAAUGGCUACGGAUCAAGGAAGUAAAUUGGGGCUUGGCAAAAAUAAAACCAUUAUAUGCAUGUAUAGUAAUUAUCAGGUUAUUCAAAUAAAUAAGUUGCCAUUGGUCAUUAGUUUUAUUGCUAGUCACAAUUGCAACACCGGUCAUGUAUUAUCAUUGGAAAAUAAGAUUGAUCCUAUCUUAAGUAGUUUAAAAAAUGCAGUGGUGGAAGCCUGAUGGUUACCUGUUGUCCAUUAUGGGUGAUAAAUGCUGAACACUGUUCAGAUAUAUGAAUUUAUAAGUUAUUGCAAUUAUUAUAUAAACAAUAAUCUUUUUUCAAGAAUAUCAAAUAUGUUUUUACGUUUCUACUUAUUGUGCAAUUUUACGUUUAUUCAUAUUCCUGCAAGUGUGUUUUGAAAAAUGAAAGAUCUUUUAGAAUGAUUAUUAUAUAAUGGUUUAAUGCAAAAAUAUGCCGAUCAGAGAAGACCACUCUGAUGACCUUGAUCUUGAUAUAGGCAGAAGAAAGGUGAGGUGGCCCUUACUUCGUGGAAGUCGUGCUCCCUUAAGCAGGGGGAAAGUAGAGUGGAAUUCGCUUCACGUAGAAAAUUCAACGUCCUUAAUAAAGAGAAUAUGGAGUAGUUCUUAAUAUUGUAUAGCAGAAAUGAGACAUUACUUCUUAAACAUUUUGGUUAAUAAUUCUAUAACGAAUAACGAUGGCUAAAACCUCUUGGAGGUAAUCAUUAAGCCAAGGUCAAAGUCAUCGAAGCGAUCUUCUCCGAUCGGCAUAUUAGUUCAGAAAUCUAUUGGAGAGAGAUUCUUUUUGAGAAAUGCAGA
Molecule: messenger RNA, 1041 nt
Organism: Trachymyrmex septentrionalis
Lineage: Eukaryota; Metazoa; Arthropoda; Insecta; Hymenoptera; Formicidae
Gene: Lamtor3
Product: ragulator complex protein LAMTOR3-A
Exons: 3
Coding region: 70-444 (124 amino acids)
Biological process (GO): cellular response to amino acid stimulus; positive regulation of TOR signaling
Cellular component (GO): Ragulator complex
Source: RefSeq, a predicted model, not a curated record